AUGACGUUGGCGGCGGGGCUGGGGUACGCUCUGAUCGCGCUGGGCCCCGCCUUCUCCCUCUUCGCCGGCGUCGUCGCCAGGAAGCCCUUCCUCGUCCUCACCGUCCUCUCCAGCACCUUGUUUUGGCUUAUAAGUUUGAUAGUCCUCUCGGGAAUAUGGAGGGGAUUUCUUCCUAUAAAGUCAGGAGCUUGGUGGGCCUAUGCGAUUCUGAUCCUUACAUCUGUCGCAUUGCAAGAAGGCACUCGUCUUGUGUUUUGGAGGCUUUACAAGAAAAUGGAAGAGAUGCUAGAUGCUUUUGCUGAUAGAAUAUCUAAGCCACGUCUUAGUUUGACUGACAAGAUGCUCAUUUCUUUAGCUGGUGGUUUAGGCCAUGGAGUGGCUCAUGCAGUCUUUUUCUGUCUCAGUCUUUUGACUCCAGCGUUUGGUCGAGCCACAUUUUAUAUUGAAACAUGCUCAAAGAUGCCAUUUUUCCUUGCUUCAGCCCUAAUUGCACUUGGAUUCUUGGUCAUCCAUACGUUCUCAAUGAUUAUUGCUUUUAAUGCAUAUGACGAGAGAAAGAAAAGUGAUCAAGUUUUUGUUCCAGUUAUUCAUUUGGCUGCUGCUGUGAUGACACUUGUUAACCUCGCCCCAGGAGGCUGUCUCAUUGGUACCCCACUGUUGUUGGUCAUGGCUGCGCUGACCUUGCAGCACUGCUGGCGAGUGGCAUGCCAGAGAUUAACUGAGCACCGGCAUCAGCAGCAUAACAGCAACUAG
Messenger RNA from Miscanthus lutarioriparius, 753 nucleotides. Lineage: Eukaryota; Viridiplantae; Streptophyta; Magnoliopsida; Poales; Poaceae. The record is from the annotation of a GenBank genome assembly.